Danio aesculapii is the source of this 3046-nucleotide messenger RNA. It is a transcript of the gene slc7a9, whose product is annotated as solute carrier family 7 member 9. The coding region runs from base 148 to 1626 and encodes 492 amino acids. Gene Ontology annotation, biological process: amino acid transmembrane transport. Gene Ontology annotation, molecular function: L-amino acid transmembrane transporter activity. Lineage: Eukaryota; Metazoa; Chordata; Actinopteri; Cypriniformes; Danionidae. Gene Ontology annotation, cellular component: membrane. The record is from RefSeq and is a predicted model, not a curated record. The transcript has 13 exons.
GAUCAAAACUCAUCUGCUGGAAAAGCUGAUUGCACUGCAGGUUUGUCUUUCGCCUCGAGUUAAACAUGAUUCUCUUGUGACGGUGGAAUUGGUGGCACUUAAAGCCGACAGCUCAAAAUUAAAGCUAGGCUGUUGAUCUUGUGAAUAAUGGAGGAGGAUCUGAAAAAGACAAAAACAUACAAUGGGACCGUCUCGGGGGCCGUGGAGGCCAAAAACCCAGAUCAGCCUAAAGCAGCAGUUCUGCAACAGGAUGUGGGUCUGUUGAGCGGCAUCUGUCUGAUAGUGGGUACAAUGAUCGGCUCGGGCAUCUUCAUUUCCCCCAAAGCGGUGCUGGAGGGAACAGGCGCCGUGGGUCCAUGUCUGUGUGUGUGGGCAGCUUGUGGAGUGCUGGCCACGCUAGGGGCCCUCUGCUAUGCUGAACUAGGCACGAUGAUCAUCAAGUCUGGUGGAGAAUAUCCAUACUUGAUGGAGGCAUUUGGGCCAGUGCUGGCAUACCUGUACUCCUGGACCACCAUCAUUGUAUUAAAACCUUCAUCCUUUGCCAUCAUUGCCCUGAGCUGUGCCGAAUACGCUUCCACCCCAUUUUACCCAGGAUGCACUCCUCCUCAAGUGGUCACCAAGUGCCUGGCUGCAGCUUGCAUCUUAAUAAUUACUCUUGUCAACUGUCUGAGCGUGAAGCUGGCCUAUCGAGUGCAGAACUUUUUCACAGCAGCCAAACUCUUGAUAAUCAUCGUCAUUGUGGUUUCAGGCAUUGUUAUGUUGGCUCAAGGCAAUACACAGAAUCUCAGAGACCCAUUUGCAGGGGCAACAACAUCAUUUGGAGCAAUUGGCCUUGCGUUUUACAACGGUCUCUGGGCUUAUGAUGGAUGGAAUCAGCUUAACUUCAUUACAGAAGAACUGAAAAAUCCAUACAAAAACCUUCCCCUGGCCAUUAUUAUUGGGAUUCCUCUGGUGACUGUGUGCUAUAUAAUGGUCAACAUUGCAUAUUUCAGUGUCAUGACCUCGACUGAACUUCUACAGUCUUCAGCUGUUGCUGUGACGUUUGGUGACAGAGUGCUGUACCCACUAUCAUGGAUCGUGCCGGUGUUUGUGGUCUGUUCCACUUUUGGUGCAGCUAAUGGGAGCUGUUUCACCGCCGGCAGGUUGACAUACGUGGCGGGCCGUGAGGGUCACAUGGUUAAGAUCAUGUCUUACAUCAGUGUGAAACGUUACACACCUUCUCCAGCUCUAAUGUUUAAUGGCGUCGUGUCAAUCAUCUACAUAAUGCCAACAGACAUAAACACCCUCAUCAAUUACUUCAGUUUUGCUACGUGGCUUUUCUACGGGCUCACGUGUCUGGCGCUCAUCGUUAUGCGAUUCACUAGAAAGGACCUCAAGAGGCCUGUCAAGGUGCCGAUAGUCAUUCCUGCCUUAGUGGUGGUUGUGUCCUGUUACCUGGUUCUUGCUCCCAUCAUUGACAAGCCUGAGUGGGAGUAUUUGUACUGUACAAUGUUCAUAGUCGGUGGUCUUCUGUUAUAUGUACCCUUCAUCCACUAUAAAUUCAACUGGACUCGGCGCUUAAUGAGGCCGUUCACCAUGCAUCUUCAGCUGCUGCUGCAGGUCGUCCCGCCGGAAAAGACCGAGUGACAGAUGUCAAACCUGAGGUCAGACACUGAUGUAAUAGCCAGUAAUGGACAAAUGUGGAUAAGGGAUCUUUAAAGGGAACUGCUUGCUGCAUAUGGACAGAUUUUAUUUUUUUAUCAUCAUUAUUUUUUAUAACUAACACCAGACCACCAGCUGGAUUUACAUAUGUGUGUUCCCCGGUCACAGGGUUAUCUUUUUACUUUAAAGAAUACCACCUAACACAUCAUGAAUGUCUGUAAAUUAUGGCAAAUUUAAGUUUAUUUAACUUAUAAUUGUAUUGUUAUAUGCAGGGUUGUUGUAAAGUAUAGCAAUGAUAAGAUUUGUUGACAGGCAUGUUACAGAGAAAUGAACUAUCCAGAAUUAAAGGGUCUUCUGUGAAUACUAAACAAAUGUUUUCAAUCAGAGUUACAAAAGGACCAGCAGCACAGUCCUUAAAGUUGCUCAACUCAUAGAAAAUAAAAGGAUUUGCAAUAAUGUGGGACUUAUGUUGCUCCCUAUUCUUAGAUCCUAAUAAAGAGCAACCACUGGGCUUCUGAAAAUUUCAUUUUACAGUUCAUCCCAAUUAUUUUUACAGUAACUCAUCAGCCUUUAAUAACAGUCUGUGAAUAAUGCGGUUGUAACCGAUUAUAUAUGCUUUAGUUAAAGCACUAAGUGCACAUUAUUUCUUAUUUAAACGUAGUUUUGUAAAUAAUUUUGAUGAAUUAGAGAAAAAACACAUGAUUCAACCCUAAAAGUAAGCCAACAAAAACUCUCGCCCUACCCACUCCCAUUAAGCAGCAUGAAUAACAAACAACAAAUAAUUGUAUGCAUAUUAUACAUCUUUUGUAAUAAACAUAGAAAAUACUUUCUAUAGAUGGCCUAUAAAUCACCAUUUUAACACUCAUCUUCCCCUCCUGUCUAGCUUAUUGUAUAUUGUGGCUCAAAAUGUCCACAUGGACAAGAGUGACUUUUAUGCUUAAGUUAAAAUAAACACAUCUGUUUACAUUUGUAUCAAAAACAAACAAGAAAAAACAAAACAAUUCCCGUCAUUUUUUCCCUGUGAAAACCCAAAACUAUAUGCUGGAUCAUUGUGUCUCUGAUGCCCUCUUGUGGAGAAAAUAAACCACAUAAAGUUGCGUUUGUACUCGUGUGAUUGAGGAUGAUACUAACACAACAAAUACACUUAAAUAUGGAAACUCCAAUUUCAAACUUGAACUUGCAUUUUUGCAUUUAAAUAUGUAGCCAGACAUAAAAAUAUCUCCUCCAUUUCCUAUUAAGUCCUAAAUUAACUUAAUUCUUUGUGUGUAUUCAUAUUUAAACAAUGUUUUAAUUGAGUGAGCAUGUUAAUUCACCGAUGUAAUGCUUUAUAGGAUUGUAUUUCUGCUCCACAUCCUGUACACCGUCCUGUACUUUUGUCUUUGAUUAAAGUUUGUCAUGAUGUGAA